Anopheles stephensi (Asian malaria mosquito) is the source of this 2375-nucleotide messenger RNA. Its product is annotated as class E vacuolar protein-sorting machinery protein HSE1-like. The record is from RefSeq and is a predicted model, not a curated record. The transcript is spliced from 6 exons. The coding region runs from base 435 to 2066 and encodes 543 amino acids. NCBI's taxonomy places the organism in Eukaryota, Metazoa, Arthropoda, Insecta, Diptera, Culicidae.
GGAUGAUGAUGGACUGAAAAUUAGGUGGGUAUUAUAUAAAAUGCUUCAUCCACGAAAGUUCUUGCCCGAUUCUACUGGCAACCGUCGACGCUGAUGGAUACUUAACCAAAGCCAGAAGAUUAGUGUUUCCAGGCGCGAAGGCAUGCGGUGAGAGUUUUGCUGUGUUCUGUGUGUCUGUGGUUGUGCCAGUGUCUGUGUUUCAUGUCUUGAAGAGUUGUGAUGAAAUAAAUGGGAAAUCAUAUACGUUAAGCAAACUCACUUCUGGAGAGCGAUAUAAUAACCCAACCGGUGUGCGGAUCAAGUUGUGAAAGUUGAGAAUGCAAUAUAUGAAAUACUAACUGCGACGUGAAGAUCGAAACACACAGUCGUUUAAAACUGGACCACAACGCUCAAGUGCUUCGUUAGUGAUUUUGUGAUAAAUUGAACCAACCAUCAUGUGGAAGCUUUCUGGGGCAUUACUGUUCCUGACGGUGCAUCUGGCAUUAGCAAAUCUGGCUGCUGAAAGUACGGUGACUUCAGCAAAGCUUAUCAAUGCUCCACCACCACCGCCGCCCACCUCGCUCGGAAGUCUCUACCGCAGUGCCCGCGAUGACUACAGCUCCAGAAGACACUGCGCCAACUGUGGACCCGGGUACGAGAGAGACAUGCGAAGUUACGGACGCCAGACCGGAGUGACAGGGUACUACAGUGGGAUGGGCGCGAUCGAAGACGAUCGAAACUGGUACUAUCGACCGGAGAGUUUUGAUGAUCGCUACCGAGGUGGAGCGAUGCAGUCCGCUUAUCCUGGAGCGUAUCGGCAACCUGCGUACAUGGGAUACGAGUAUGACCGCUACAUGAGCCGUCCGGACGAUCGAGGGUAUGGUUAUGGAUAUCCCGGUAUGGCUAUGAGGACCGGUUACUAUGAUGGAGGUGCCAGUAGGAUGCCUUACUAUCCGGAGAUGAUGCGCGGCUACGGUUACCGUGGCAAUGGAUACGAUAAUCUGGAUCCCCACUACGACUACUACAUGACGCAGCGUGGCGGUUCCAUCGGCAUGAACAACAGAGAUCGCUACUCCCAAGGCUACUACGAUGAUCGCAUGAGCUACGGUGGACAGUAUGAUCACAAGAAUUUCCGACCGUGGGAUCAAACGUACAGAGGAAUAUCUGGUUUUGAUAAUUCUGGACGUGGUUAUUAUUUUGCAAGUCGUCCCUUGACAUCAUCCUCCUCAUCACUACCACCUUCAUCACCUUCAUCAUCCCUGUCCGCACACGCAUCAUACCACGUUCAAUCACACCCGGCACCGGAACCGAGCUACGGUGCCCAUUCGAGUGGCCACGAAUCAUCUGGCCAUCCACCCGCAAACUAUCGUCCGGGCGGAUCGCAAUACCAUCAGCAACAGCCCCAGCAACAUGGAUCGGACCGACCCGACUACAGACCUUCCGAGCCGACAUCCGACUGUUGCAGGAAUCGCUAUCCAGAAACGGCAUCAUCAUCCCAGGCACAUGCAAGUCAGGGCGGUUCCUCCUAUGCGUCUCACAGCACCAGUGGGCCUAGUGCAUUGAGUUACGGUGGGGGAGACAGUGGUCACAGACCUUCCGGUGCUAGUGGCAGCUGGAACUAUGUGAGCAGCGGCACAACGGCUGGUCACAGUGGUGGUCCGAAUCAUGGUGUCAACAGUGGUCACGUUGGAGUGAGCAUCAACACGCACGGAUCUUACGGAGAAUCGCAUAGUGCGCCGCAAGGACAGUAUGCAGCUGGGGGAAGCAGUAGUUCUCACGAGUAUGGCGCAAAUCGAGGAAAUGAUCAUCGUCGAGAAUCGGAUCACCGUCAGCAAAGCGUUGCCUAUGGUGGACGGCCGCGGCCAUCAUCGCUAGGCGACACCAGCUACUUGAUGGACCGGGAUGAUAAGCCCAACAGCAACCGAGUGCCUUUGGAUCAAGAUCCUGAACGACAAGCUAGCGAGAAGAGCGAUACGCGCACAACUUCAGACAGCGAGCCCUUUACCUCUGACCAGCCAUUGGAGAAGCUGGGCAGCGAUGAAAGUAAUGCCCAAUCGCAGACGCCAAAAAAGCAACCGAAUGCGUAAGCUAUUGGUAGCGACAUGAUGAACGACCCCACAUUACCUUUAAAAAUCUCUUGCCGGAACCGGAAAAGCAGCAAGAGCGUCGUCGUAAAUCUCAGGUCCCUCUCCCCCUCCCCUUCGUAUCGGAUAUCGCUCGUUGACAUACCGUGGGAAGGAAAAGCAGAAUAAUUCAGUUCAAGUCGUUUGCGAGUACAGUCUCGAGCUGGGUGGGUAAAAAAAAAACAGCAACCAUGCGAGACUACCUAUUUCCUCCAGUACGUAAGCUUAUAAAUAACACUUAAUUUAUAAUUCCAAUAAAGCUCUCAAAGAUGA